GCCAACCCUACCAUCUCCUCUGACGACAACAUAAACUUGAGCAGCGCUCGAAACAGUCUUCAGACCGUUUGUGUCAGUGAGAAAGGAAAGAAGGAAGAUUUUACGGACCACCACGACAACAACAACAACAACAUCUGUCACAACUACUAUUAAUACUACUACUAUAAUUAUUACUCUUGCUAUUAUUAUUAUUAUUAGUUGUUGCGGUUAUUACUACUACAACUACUGUUUGUAUUUUCUAUUACUAUUUGUACUACGACGACCGGUGUUGUUGCUUUCGUGAAAAAGACAGAAGCAGAAUUUUACACACGACAACAUUAACAACAACAACAGCAACAUCUGUCACAACUACUAUUAAGACUACUACUAUAAUCAUUACUCUUGCUAUUAUUAUUAUUAUUAUUAUUAUUAGUUGUUGCGGUUAUUACUACUACAACUACCGUUUGUAUUUUCUAUUACUAUUCGUACUACGACGACCGGUGUUGUUGCUUUCGUGAAAAAGACAGAAGCAGAAUUUUACACACGACAAUAUUAACAACAACAACAACAACAUCUGUCACAACUACUAUUAAGACUACUACUAUAGUCAUUACUCUUGCUUUGCGGUUAUUACUACUACAACUACUGUUUGUAUUUUCUAUUACUAUUCGUUCUACGACGACCGGUGUUGCUUUUCUCGUGAAAAAGACAGAAGCUGAAUUUUUACAAACGACAAUAUUAACAACAACAACAACAACAACAGCAACAACAACCGCGACAGUAAUAAUGAUAAUAGUAUUAUCGAAAUUAUUAUUAUUGUUAUUAUUUGCAAUUCUGACGAUCACAUCGACGACGAUUACGUCGGCUGCGACGAUGAUGGUAACACACUGAAGCAAACGCGCUUAAAACCACGACGAGAAGAACCACCACCACCGCCACCAUUACUACUACUACUACUACUACUACUACUGCUGCUAUGACCGGUGAUAUCUUCUAAGAUAGAUAAAACUUACAACUCAAGCGCGACACACACCAUCUCUGCAACAACCACAACAACAACGACCGCAAGAACUACUACUACUACUACUACUACUACUGCUACCGGUUUUUUAAGCGCUGCAAACAAUAACUAAACUACUACACGUUGACAGUAACAAUAACAAGGAAAAGUUAUUUUAAAAAAAUUUUUAAUUUUUGAAGAAAAACUGAAAUAUGUAUACCAGCGCUAUUACUAGUACUACUACUUCUACUACAACGACUACUACCACUGCUAUUACUUCUACUAAUACGGGUACGAUAAUUAAUAAUAAGAAUGGUAAUAAGAAUGACAAUAACUGUCAUUCUGUAAAUAAAACGAAAAAUACUACAACUAUUGCUUCAUUUACACACUGCUGGAUCUACUACUGUUGGUUGUUUUGGUGUUUUGUCACGGUUUUGCCACAAACUGCUGCUGCUGAUUACUGGUCAGACUGGUCAGAAUGGAGUCUUUGUUCCCGGACCUGUGGUGGAGGAUCUUCUUACCGACUCAGGAAAUGUAUCCAAAGUUUCUUACCACAACACACGUGCAAAGGAGACUCCAUACAGUACACCACCUGCAACAACGAGAUGUGUCCGAACCCGACCGAUGAUUUCCGUGCUCAACAGUGUACGGCCUACGAUGAUAAGAUGUACUUUGGACAAUAUUUUACCUGGAUACCUUACCGGAAUCCAUCAGAUCCAUGUUCACUUUACUGCCUGGCCAUACAAGGAAACAUUGUGAAAAGCCUGGCCCCUAAGGUUCUUGAUGGAACCCGAUGUAACGCACAAACCCUUGAUAUGUGCAUCAAUGGUAAAUGUUGGACUGUCGGCUGCGACCAUGAAUUGAACUCUGACAAGCAGCUAGACCAGUGCGGUGUAUGUGGCGGGAACAACAGCUGUAUCACUUCGACGCCACUCUCCACAGACGGAGAUCAAGUUACUGAUACUGAUGUAAUAAACCGAAAACUGUCGGACACCAAAGACCGGAAGUUAUCCGAGAAAUCUUUCGACGGCAGCCAUCUUAAGAGCGACGAGAACAACGAUCAACGUCAACAAUACCAGCAACAGCAGCACCACCACCAUCACAGAGAGCAAGAGUCACAAGAGCAACAACGACAACAGCAACAACAACAGCAUCAGCAACAGGAAAAGCAGCAGCAGCAGAAGCAGCAGCAACAACAGGAGCUGCAGCAGAAACUGCAACAGCAACAGGAUGAAGAAAUUGUAGAUGGCGAUAGCAAACUGGUAAAGAUGCAAAUGAAGAGAUGGAGGAAGAAAAAGAAAGACAAAGAAUUGUAUCGAUGGGAAGUGAAAUACGGAGAGUGUUCCGUCACCUGUUCUUUAGGUGUAAGACAACCCAAGAAAGUGUGUUUGGACACAAAAGCAAACUCAGUGGUCGACAAUGAAUACUGUACGUCGCUGGAUGACAUUCAGUUACCACAACCAAAGAAUUGCUCCACGCAGAAAUGUCCUCCACGGUGGGAGGCACAAGAAUGGCAGCCCUGCACCAUGACUUGUGGUGGAGGGACCAGUCUGAGAGAAGUAAGUUGUAUGGAAUACGGACCUUCCGGUCAAGCGCGAUGGGUAGAAGACCAAUCCUGUAAGCAGCUGAAACCUUCGGAAUACAAAUCUUGUAACACGGAUAUUUGUCCUCGAUGGUAUGCCGGAGAAUGGUCUCCCUGUAGUGUUACGUGUGGCUUCGGCAUUCAACAUCGCGUGGUUAUCUGCCGUAAUAGUGGUAACAACACGUGUGAGGAAGAAGAAAAGCCCACUACAAGCCAGACGUGUACAACUAAUUUACCUUGCUUCGAAAGGUCCGGUGAUAUUCAAGAGACAUUGUUGACCGAUUAUAUAGAGUCUAGUCCACCCAAAUAUGGUCUGGCACCAAACAUCUCAAAGCUGGAUCUUUCAGCUCCCAGGUUCAUCCCAUACGAUUGGUCACCUUGCAGUGUCACGUGUGGAACUGGCGUCAAAACGAGGCGUGUUCCAUGCAAAAUAUUUUUACAAUUUCUGAACGAAGUCACUGAGGUUCCACACAAAGAAUGUAUUGAUGCUGGCGAAGAGAAACCGGUGAGUUCAAUGGAGUGUAACGUGGGAAUAUGUCUUGACCACGGUUCAGGGACAAUCGAUACAGACAACAGCUCCGACUAUAGGACAUACGUCUGGAAACUGACCGACUUCACAUUCAGCAGCGACAACAACGUGGAAGGUAAGUAACGAUGUCGAUAAUGA
Molecule: messenger RNA, 3228 nt
Organism: Octopus bimaculoides (California two-spot octopus)
Lineage: Eukaryota; Metazoa; Mollusca; Cephalopoda; Octopoda; Octopodidae
Product: ADAMTS-like protein 3
Biological process (GO): proteolysis; extracellular matrix organization
Cellular component (GO): extracellular matrix
Molecular function (GO): metalloendopeptidase activity
Source: RefSeq, a predicted model, not a curated record